Molecule: messenger RNA, 3316 nt
Organism: Gaeumannomyces tritici R3-111a-1
Lineage: Eukaryota; Fungi; Ascomycota; Sordariomycetes; Magnaporthales; Magnaporthaceae
Exons: 3
Coding region: 1-3228 (1075 amino acids)
Biological process (GO): nucleoside metabolic process
Cellular component (GO): kinesin complex
Molecular function (GO): ADP binding; protein binding; catalytic activity
Source: RefSeq, a predicted model, not a curated record
AUGGAUCCACCAACCGACCCAAAUGCGCCAUCAGUCAUAGCUCCGCCGGCCAGCCGUGAUGGUUUCCACAUCGCCAUCAUAUGCGCACUGCCGCGCGAAUCCGACGCUAUUGAGCUCCUCUUUGACGAGUUCUACGACGAUCACCACAAGUAUGGACGCUCUGCCGACGAUGAUAACACCUAUACUACUGGCCGCAUCGGGCAGCAUUCGGUCGUCCUUGUCGUGCUUCCUAAGAUGGGUGUCACGGCUGCCGUCUCAGCCUCCAUUGGUUUGCGCACGAGUUUUUCCAACGUCAAGCUCGCGCUCCUUGUUGGCAUCUGUGGAGGUCUACCAAGUAUCGGUGGGCAAGACGCAUUCCUGGGCGACGUGAUCAUCAGCACCAGUAUCUUUAAUCACGAUUUCGGCCGGAGCUAUACGACCGAGUUCGUCCCCAAAACGUCAAUUGAGGACAGCCUCAAUCAUGCCAACGACCACAUCCGAGGUCUUAUCAAUUCAUUCCAGAGAAUGCGCAUUCGCAGGGAGCUGCAGACCAAAGCGACGAAAAACCUGAGCCGCCUUCAGGAUGCCGCAAAACAGCACGGCGAUUCCAGAUAUAAGCAUCCCAGUAACAGCACAGAUAAGAUCUACUCGGCGGACUACGAGCACAAACAUCGCGACAAAGACAACCGCUGCACCCAAUGCGACGCCAUCCCCGCGGCCUUUUGCCCUGGCGCCGCCAAGAUGACGUGCACCCAACUCGGGUGCGAAGAGGCGCACCUUGCGCCGAGGAUGGACCGGCUAAAGAAGCGUCCAGUUGGGCUGGUACCGCAGAUAUUCUUGGGACGUGUGGCAUCGGGAAAUGCAGUAAUGAAGUCGGGCUCGCUCCGCGACGGCUUUGCCAACAAGCACGACGUGAUCGCCUUCGAGAUGGAGGGGGCUGGGGCAUGGGAAAAGGUCCCUUGCAUUGUCGUCAAGGGCAUCUGCGACUACGCUGACAGCCACAAAAACAAGCAGUGGCAGGAUUUUGCCGCAGCGACGGCGGCUUCUGUGGCAGUCGCAAUCUUUGACCGAUACGAGCUACCCGACGGUGUCUCGUCGAGGCCGGCUGCUGCUGAGGGCGGUCAACCCAUUCCCGACUCCCUUUCCCGGCCCCAGCAUGCUUUGGCUCAACCGUCUCACGCCUUCCACAACCAUGGCGGAGUUACCCACUCUGUUCAAGGAUCUACUUUUGGCGAUGGCGCUAACAUUCACAUAUCUGCUGUGUAUCACACCGCCGCACCGGAGACCCCGCCGCAGCCGUUCGCUACCAUCCCCUUCUCCCGCGACCCCGAUUUCGUUGACCGCGGCGACAUUCUCGACCAGCUUCUCCAGCGGUGUUCCGAACCGGCCGGCCGUAUGGCUUUGGUUGGCCUAGGUGGCAUUGGCAAAUCGCAACUUGCCAUCGAAUUCGCACACCGAGCCGCCGAGAAAACACCCAACAAAUGGAUUUUUUGGAUCCACGCUGGCACGCAGGCCCGCGUCGAAGAAGGCUUCCAGGCCAUUGCCGACGUCGUCAAGCUACCCGGUCGGAACCAGCCCAAGGCCGACGUAUUACAGCUCGUAUACGGUUGGCUCUCCAACGAACAGAACGGCCGAUGGACCAUCAUCCUUGACAGCGCUGACAACGGAGGCGUGUUUUAUGCGACGAACGAUGGCCGCAAAGGAAAACCGUUGGCAAACUACCUCCCACAGAGCCGAAACGGAUCCAUCGUCGUCACGACUCGCAACAGGGACCUAGCAUUCAGGCUUACAGGGGACCACAAGAACAUCAUUGACAUUAAGCCUAUGGUACUGGCCGAUGCUCUCCUUCUCCUAAAGAAAAAACUGGGCCCGCUUCCAGAUACGGACACAGCCAAAGCCCUGGUGCGGGCACUCGACCUUGUUCCCCUUGCCAUCAGCCAGGCGGCGGCAUAUAUCCAGGCAAGGUCGCCGUUAAGCUCGGUCGGGAAGUACUUGGCCGAGUUUCAAAAGGGCGAAUACAAACGGACUCGACUCCUAAGUCACGACGCAGGCGACCUUCGGCGGGAUGGUGGAGCCUCAAACGCCAUCCUUACAACUUGGCAGAUUUCCUUCGAGCAUAUCCGGUCUGAAAGGCCUUCUGCAGCCGACCUUCUUGCGCUCAUGAGCUUCUUCGAUCGACAAGGCAUCGCUUUGUCGCUUCUUAAGCCCCUCAACACCGAAAAUGUCCAGUGGGAUUCAGGGUCCGAAUCUGGCAGCAGCAGCGACGAGGCAGAUGACGGUUUUGAAGACGACGUGGCCAUCCUGCGAGGCUUUUGUCUUGUAUCUGCAAGCGAGAACGCGAGCGCUGCAAGCGAGGACGCGAAAGCGUUGGAGAUGCACGGGCUUGUACAGCUGUCGAUGCGGCAAUGGCUGGAAGCGGACGGGCUGCAAAACAAAUUCAGGCGACAGUUUGUUGAGCGGAUAGCGGCGGCGUUUCCUACGGGGGACUACAGCAACUGGGCAACAUGCCAGAAGCUAUUUGCGCAUGUCGAAGCAGCCAUGAACUGCCGACCAACUGAGGAGGGUACGCAGGAGUUGUGGGCAGGCCUCAUGUACCGCGGGGGAUGGUAUGCGUUGGAACAAGGCAGAUACGGGGCAGCAGAGCAGAUGGUGGGCAAAUCAAAACGAAGUCGUGAAAAACAAUUGGGAAAUAGCGACGAAAAGACACUGAACAGUGUGGCAUUAUAUGCGGAGAUAUUCAGGAAUCAAGGCCGGUGGCAGGAGGCUGAAAAGCUAGAGGUGGAAGUGAUGGAAACUCGCAAAACCAAGUUCGGGGUCGACCAUCCUUCAACGCUAACGAGCAUGGCCAACCUCGCGUCGACAUACAGGAAUCAAGGCCGGUGGGAGGAGGCUGAAAAGCUAGAGGUGGAAGUGAUGGAAACUCGCAAAACCAAGCUCGGGGUCGACCAUCCGGAUACGCUAACGAGCAUGGCCAACCUCGCGUCGACAUUUUGGAAUCAAGGCCGGUGGCAGGAGGCUGAAAAGCUAAACGUGGAAGUGAUGGAAACUCGCAAAACCAAGCUCGGGGUCGACCAUCCGGAUACGCUAACGAGCAUGAAUAACCUCGCGUUUACUUGGAAAAGUCAGGGCCGGCAUAAAGAUGCCCUGGCGCUGAUGAAGCAUUGCGCACAGACCCGGCAGCGAGUCCUUGGUUUAAAACACCCGGAUACUGUUUCGUCCUUGUCGGUGGUGACUGACUGGACCAGCUAGAAUAAGGUUAGGUAUUUAACGUUUGUAGCGAGUGCUGUCCCUUUUGUACCUCCCAUAGUUCAUAUUAGCAGUCCGUGUGAUACCUGCA